Messenger RNA from Phaeoacremonium minimum UCRPA7, 471 nucleotides. RefSeq lists its product as hypothetical. NCBI's taxonomy places the organism in Eukaryota, Fungi, Ascomycota, Sordariomycetes, Togniniales, Togniniaceae. The record is from RefSeq and is a predicted model, not a curated record. The coding region runs from base 1 to 471 and encodes 156 amino acids. The transcript is spliced from 2 exons.
AUGAUCUCCGUUUCCGUUGUUUUUCAGACCCUCUUGGUCUUCUUCAGCUGCGUGGCUGCCAUGCCCUCUGGCUUUCCUCGAGUCUAUGUCCCGCAACAACAUUUCGAGGUUCUGCAAAUGCGAGCAUCAACUUCAGUCAACCCUGACGCUGUAACCGGUGUAACAUGCCAGGACCGCAGCCAGAACAUCGUCUUUCAUGAUCAGAACGUUGCGGAGCUGGGUAUUUGCGGAGGCAUUGCAGGCGCUAUCACGAAGUGUGGCGGCGCACCAACAAGCACAGUGGGCCAGUCAGGGACGGCCAAGUUCUCUCUCAACGCCGUCGACAGUGGAGCCACCAUCAACAUCUCCAAGGGCAGGUGGGAGCAGUGUAUCCGUGCCGCGAGAGCUGUCUGCCCAACCGGCAGCAUGAGCGGCACGUGUGUCGGCGGUGCAAGCACGGGCAACGUUGCCUUCACAUUGGCCAACCCCUGA